This is a messenger RNA of Talaromyces rugulosus, 957 nucleotides long. RefSeq lists its product as uncharacterized. Lineage: Eukaryota; Fungi; Ascomycota; Eurotiomycetes; Eurotiales; Trichocomaceae. The record is from RefSeq and is a predicted model, not a curated record. The transcript is spliced from 2 exons. Bases 1 to 957 code for a protein of 318 amino acids.
AUGUCUCUUUACUCUCUCGACGAUACAAUCAGCCAAUUUUUCGCCAACUGCACUGUCACGCGCGAAAAAUGCAACCAAAAGGCUGUCGAACUUGCCGGCGAGGCUGUGAAGCCCGUUUGGCUUCAAGGGGCGUUCAGUUACACGGUGGCGACUGAAAAGCUGCUCGUGCAGUUCCGCGUGCCAGAGUCUCUCUUGGAUACCAAGAUAUUGGAUCUUGCUCGGAAAAUCCACGGCAGAUUUGUACCGGUGUGUUUAAGGAGUAGUGUUUUCGGGUCGCUCGCGGUGUAUGUGAUGGAAAAGGUUCCCGGAGUAACUUUUAUUGAGGCGCCAUCGACUAGCUCUCACAACUCUUCAUGGCAAGAGAAAACAGUGUCUGAUUUUGCCAGGUUUUUCGCAGAGUCAUGGCGAAACCGGCUUGCAGAGCCAUACCGCACCGAGCACUCCUUGGUCGAUAUUCGAGACAAGCUUGACAAACUAUCCCAGCAGCUUCCUCCGCGGUUUACCAGCGUCAUCUCCAAUAUAAGCAAAGAACUAGAUGCAAUAUUUGUACCGAGUUAUCCACUGGUUCUAAGUCAUGGCGACCUUUGUGAAAUGAAUAUCAUGGUCGAUUCCGAAGCCGGCGGUAUUACCGGGAUUAUUGAUUGGGCAGAAGCAAAAGUUUUACCGUUUGGAAUGUCUCUCUGGGGGGUUUUGAACAUGUUUGGUUUUAUGAACUGCCAGGGUUGGCAUUAUCAUGAAAACUCGUCCCGGCUUGAAAGUCUUUUCUGGGAAGUAUUCAACCGGAAUGCGGGAGAAAUCUCGCCUAAUGAGAAGAGGGCUAUAAAAAUCGCAGAAAGGGCUGGAUUGGUUCUCCGUUAUGGUUUUACCUGGGAUAAUGGAGUGCGCGAGAGGCCUGUGACGGAGCGAGAUGCUUCGUUUCGAUACUUGGAUGCAUUCUUUUCCCGUCUAAAAAGCUGA